UCGGAAGGAAAACCAUCACCAAUCCUAAUCUUACAAAAAAUGGCUCGUACCAAGCAGACUGCUCGCAAGUCCACCGGAGGUAAAGCUCCUCGAAAGCAGUUGGCCACCAAGGCAGCUCGUAAGAGCGCCCCGUCGACUGGAGGAGUGAAGAAGCCUCAUCGCUACCGGCCGGGAACGGUCGCUCUGCGUGAAAUCCGUCGUUAUCAAAAAUCAACCGAGCUGCUGAUCCGCAAGCUGCCAUUCCAGCGUUUGGUGCGUGAAAUCGCUCAGGACUUUAAAACGGAUUUGCGCUUCCAGAGUGCCGCUGUUGCCGCCCUGCAGGAAGCCAGCGAGGCCUACCUAGUGGGACUGUUUGAGGAUACCAAUUUGUGUGCCAUCCACGCCAAGCGCGUCACCAUCAUGCCGAAGGAUAUUCAGCUGGCCCGGCGCAUCCGAGGAGAGCGUGCCUAAAUUGAGUACGAAA
Molecule: messenger RNA, 463 nt
Organism: Topomyia yanbarensis
Lineage: Eukaryota; Metazoa; Arthropoda; Insecta; Diptera; Culicidae
Product: histone H3.3A-like
Exons: 1
Coding region: 40-450 (136 amino acids)
Cellular component (GO): nucleosome
Molecular function (GO): structural constituent of chromatin; protein heterodimerization activity; DNA binding
Source: RefSeq, a predicted model, not a curated record